AUGGCUUCUUCAGAGAAAUUAUCCUUCAUUGAUCAAUCUGAAUCCAUGAUCAUAUUGGCUAUUAAACCAAAUGAAAAUCUCAUAAUCAACUCCGAUGCUUCUCGCUACAAUUCCCCAAUCAAGCCCAUGAUUGAAUGUCUCAAAUUCUCACCACUGAUGAAGGCGUUAACAAUGGCUGAAGUAGUUCCACUAAUUCAUCUCUGCAAGUCCUUCUCCAUGGUCAUCCACGCCAAAACUAGAGAAAUUGUUAAUUUUGAGGUUGCAAACAACAAGACCUCCAUCAACAAAGCUAAUUUUCACAAGUUGUUGGUGCUUGUAUCUUCGAAUGAUGGUAUUGAGCCGGAAUCAAUUCCAACAAUAGGCUUGAUAGAGAUGUUCUACCAUAUGGGGUACACCAUCAAUACUUCUUUAUUGUUCAAGUUUAGGAAAUCCUUUUUGCCCGCUAUCUAA
This is a messenger RNA of Lactuca saligna, 450 nucleotides long. The record is from the annotation of a GenBank genome assembly. NCBI's taxonomy places the organism in Eukaryota, Viridiplantae, Streptophyta, Magnoliopsida, Asterales, Asteraceae.